Molecule: messenger RNA, 6996 nt
Organism: Poecilia latipinna (sailfin molly)
Lineage: Eukaryota; Metazoa; Chordata; Actinopteri; Cyprinodontiformes; Poeciliidae
Gene: kif16ba
Product: kinesin family member 16Ba
Exons: 24
Biological process (GO): microtubule-based movement
Molecular function (GO): microtubule motor activity; ATP binding; microtubule binding
Source: RefSeq, a predicted model, not a curated record
CAAAAACCUCGUAACCUGUUCAGGAAGCGUGAUGCUGUAAAUGUCGCUCAGACUCGAAUCUUUAACAUUUACAUUUUUGUUCUGGUUGAAACCAGAAGCAGGUCGGAACUAGAUGUUGAUCCAGAUGUUUUCUCCUCCAGGGAGAAAGAGCUGGAGGCCAAAUGCAUCAUCAGGAUGGAGGGAAGCAAGACCAGCAUCACCAACCUGAAGGUCCCAGAGGGCGUGGUCGGCGACUCGAUGAGGGAACGGAUCAGAACCUUCACCUACGACUUCUCCUAUGACUCGACAGACGGACGGAGCCGGGCCUUCGUCUCUCAGGAAACGGUGUUCAGGGACCUGGGCUCCGACGUGCUGAAGGCGGCCUUCGAGGGAUACAACGCCUGCGUGUUCGCCUACGGACAGACCGGAUCCGGGAAGUCCUACACCAUGAUGGGCGUCCCAGGCGACGCCGGUCUGAUCCCCAGGAUCUGUGAGGGGCUGUUCAGUCGGAUCGCUGACGCGUCGCGGCGAGACGAAGCUUCGUUCCGCACCGAGGUCAGCUACCUGGAGAUCUACAACGAGCGAGUCAGAGACCUGCUGAGGAGGAAGUCCAGCCACACCUACAACCUGCGGGUCCGAGAGCAUCCCAAGGACGGGCCGUACGUGGAAGACCUGUCCAAACACCUGGUGCAGAACUACAGCGACGUGGAGGAGCUGAUGGAGGCGGGGAACAUCAACCGCACCACCGCCAGCACCGGCAUGAACGACGUCAGCAGCCGCUCCCACGCCAUCUUCACCAUCAAUUUCACGCAGGCCAAGUUUGACGCAGAGAUGCCGAGCGAGACGGUGAGUAAGAUCCACCUGGUGGACCUGGCCGGCAGCGAGCGCGCCGACGCCACCGGCGCCUCCGGCGUCCGGCUGAAGGAGGGCGGGAACAUCAACAAGUCGCUGGUCACGCUGGGAAACGUCAUCUCUGCUCUGGCUGACAUGGCGCCGGACGGCGGGAACGCCAACCAGAAGAAGAAGACGGUGUUCGUCCCCUACAGAGACUCGGUGCUGACCUGGCUGCUGAAGGACAGCCUGGGUGGGAACGCCAAGACCAUCAUGAUCGCAAUCUUCGCAGCCAUCUCCCCCGCCGACGUGAACUACGGCGAGACGCUCAGCACUCUGCGCUACGCCAACCGAGCCAAGAACAUCAUCAACAAACCCACCGUCAACGAGGACUCCAACGUCCGACUGAUCAGGGAGCUGCGGGCGGAGAUCGCCCGGCUCAAGGCGCUGCUGCUGCAGGGGAACCAGAUCGCUCUGCUGGACUCGCCCACGGCUCUGAGCAUGGAGGAGAAGCUGCACCAGAACGAGGCCCGGGUUCUGGAGCUGACCAAGGAGUGGACCAACAAAUGGAACGAGACGCAGAACAUCCUGAAGGAGGAGACGCUGGCUCUGAGGAAGGAGGGCAUCGGCGUGGUUCUGGACUCGGAGCUGCCUCACCUCAUCGGCAUCGACGACGACCUGCUCAGCACCGGCAUCAUCCUCUACCACCUGAAGGAGGGACGGACGUACGUGGGCCGGGAGGACGCGUCCAGCGAACAGGACAUCAUUCUGCACGGCCUGGACCUGGAGAGCGAGCACUGUGUGUUUGAGAACCAGAACGGGACGGUUACCCUGGUGCCGCUCGGUGGGGCUCGGUGUUCGGUCAACGGGGUUCUGGUGGCGGCGCCGGUGCAGCUCAACCAGGGAGCCGUUAUUCUGCUGGGUCGGACCAACAUGUUUCGCUUCAACCAUCCGAAGGAAGCGGCCAAGCUCAGGGAGAAAAGGAAGAGCGGCCUCCUGUCCUCGUUCAGCCUGUCCAUGACAGACCUGUCCAAGUCCUGUGAGAACCUGUCCACCGUGAUGCUCUACAACCCGGGUCUCUUCACUCAGAAGGGCCCCGUCUUCCUCAGGCUGGAGUUCGAGAGGCAGCAGAGAGAAGAGCUGGAGAAGCUGGAGAUGAAGAGGAGGCUGAUCAAGGAGAUGGAGGAGAAGCAGCUGAGUGAGAAGGCGGAACUGGAGCGCCUCCAGCAGGAGGUGGAGAGUCAGCGCAAGGAGUCACAGGAGGUGCAGCAGCGCAUCCUGCGGCAGGAGGAGAGCCUGCGCCGCCGCAGCCAGGACAUCGAGAGCCGCCUGCGGGACUUCUUGGCCGAGAAGGAGCGCUUUGAGGAGGAGCGGCGCUCCGAGAUCCAGGAGGUGGCGCUGCAGCGCAGGAAGCUGGAGCAGCAGGAGGAGCUGGAGCAGCAGGAGGAGCAGGAGGAGCAGGAGGAGCAGGAGGUGGCGGAGCAGAUGGAGAUCUGCCGCGAGCUGCAGCGGCUGCAGAGGGAGCGCGAGGAUCAGCAGGCGCGCCUGGAGGCAGAGCGGCGGAGACUGGAGGAGCAGGAGCGGGAGCAGCUGAGUCUGGUCGCCCGGCUGGAGGAGCAGCUGCGGGAGGCGCAGGAGGCGGCAGCGGUGCUGCUGGCCAGAGAAGAUUCGCGGCGCCUGGAGGAGGAGCGGCGUGUGCUGGCGGAGAUCAGGGAGGCCCUGCUUCGCGCCAAGGAGGCCGCCGAGCGCACGGACGGCGAGGACGCCGCAAAGGAGGCGCGCUCCGUCCAGAAGCAGUACUUGGCCUUCAAGGAGGCACAGGUGGACGAGCUGCGGCGGCUGCAGGAGGUGCUGCAGCAGCAGAGGGAGCUGCUGCAGCAGGAGGUGACAGCAGAGAGGAGCACGCUGCAGCAGCUCACGCACAGUCUGAGGGAGCGCCAGCAGAGGGCGCUGGAGGAUGGCGGCGGCCAGGAGGAGACGCUGCUGCGUCAGGCACAGCACCGCCUGCACUUCAAGGAGCGGCAGCUGGCCAACAUGGCCGCCGGCGUGCUACCGGCGCUUGUGGAGGAGCAGCAGAGGGCGCAGGAGGUGCUGCGGCGCGGUGCGGCGCCGGCCGGCCUGGACAACACGCUGUUCCAGGUGGAGAAGGAGCUGGAGGAGACGCAGGACAAGCUGCACCUGCACUGGCACGGCGCGCAGCAGCUGCAGCAGCUGCAGGAGAGCUGCGAGUUCACGGCCAACGUGGCGCGGCAGGAGGAGAAGGUCCGGCGCAAGGAGAGGGAGAUCCUGGCCUGGAGGGAGGCGCAGCAGCGGGAGGCGCUGGAGCAGGCCGUGGCCCGGCUGGAGCGCCGCCACGCCGCCCUGAGGCCCGACCGGCGCCGCGCCCAGCCGGACUGCCACAGGGUGGAGCAGGAGAUCCAGGAGCUGCGGCGGCGCAUCAGCGAGAGUGAGAACCAGAACCGGGCCCAGUCGGUCGGUACCGAGGAGAAGAUGGGUCACAGCAGCUCUCCGGUCGGACACAGGCAGAGUCUGAACCCGCUGCUGCCGCUGUCCGAGGACAGGAUCAACGCCUACAUCGAGGAAGAAGUGCAGCGCCGGCUGAGGAAGAUGAACCUCCUGAACGGCGGCGGCGUGGAUCUGUCCGUGUCCUGCGACUCUCUCUGGGACGAGGAGGAAGUUAGCGACUGUAGCUCUGUUAGGCUAACAGACGAGGAAGAGGAAAAACUGCAGAACAUAAAUCCACGAAGACUGAAGUAUGAGAACGCCUGCUGGUCUAACCUCCUGGCUCCUCCGGGCUUUGAGGCAAACUCGCUCCCCGACGUCCAGAACGUGUUUGAAGAACCAAAGGCUGAACUCCUGGAGCCUCAGAGAGAAAAACGGCUGGAGUCCUCUGAUAAACUCCUCAUUGAAAAAGAUCUAGACAAGGAAAAAUGGUGGGAAGGAGAAGUAAACAUUCUUGCAAGGAAGGAGUUCCAAGCUGUAUGUGGACCUGAUUGUUGCUACAAAGCGACCAACCAACUGAGUGGAACCAACUACAUGACCAGUGAUGGUUAUUAUAUCCUCUCUGAUUAUGAGGAUCUGGAGAAAAUGUUGAACAAAACAUUUUAUUCCCACUCUGAGAAAACUGUCGAUCAGACGUUUGAAGACCCAGAACUUUCAAAGCUUCAGAUUAGCCCCAAACAAGAUUCACAAGAAGAGGUCAACGGUUCAAUGAAGCUGGAAGUAGAGGAUUUAUCGGCCCAUCUGUACCACCAAUUGGAGGAUCUCAAAAAUGUCAAGAACCAAGGCCAGAAUGUUCUCAUUCAUGCAGCACAGGAGUUUGAUCUUUUAAAACCGCAAAGAUCUGGCGAGGAGUUAAUCGAGUCUGAGCAAGUUUGGAAAGCCGACGCUAACGAAGAGAUGAAACAAGAAGUGGAGAAGCUCCUGGACUCUGAGAGCCGUGUUUCAGAGGAUAUCGACGUGCAAAAUCAGGUCGAAGAAGAGUUGGAACCUUCCGAUUCUCACGUCUCUGACGAUGAUUUCAUCAACUCAGGACAGGACUCGAAACAUCACGUCUACCAACCGAUGAAACAAGAGAUGUUGGAUAGCAAGAACAAUGCUUUAGACCAGCUUGAAAAUGUCAAGAAUGGAGCUGAUGAAACAGAGAGAGCAGAUAAGCCAGAACUGUUAAAGCUUCAAAGCUCUGGCAGCGAGUUUAACAUCUCUGAGCAAGAUCCAGCAGACGCCGCCAAUGGUACAGCUAAGAAGGAGGAGUCAGACAAUGGGAACAACUUCCUGGAGAACCUUGAAAAUGUCAAAAAUCAAAGGUUAAACCUGGAAGGCGAUGAAGAGUUGGAACAAGACAAAGAGGCAUCGGCAGAGCAGGAACUGACCAACAGGAGCUACAUUUGGGAUUAUGUUUCUAAAGUCAGGAGCCAAACGCUGCACCCGUGGACGACCAGAGAGUCUGAGCUGCUCAAGUGGCUGAGUUCUGGUCGAGACUAUAUCAGCUCCAAGCAAAACACGAGGUCAGUCAGUGAUGAAACAGAAGGAGACAGAGGUGAUGCUGCAGGAAGGGUGUCAACUGCAAGGAGCUUUGUCUGGAACUAUGUCACUAAAGUUAGGAACCAAACACUGAACCCAUGGAGACUGGAAGAACCUGAGCAACCAUCUGAUCUACCCAACUCUAGCAAAGAGUCCAUUAAGUCUGGUGGCAGCGAAAUGGCUCAAGAAAAAGAUGAAGCUCCAGAAAGGGUAUCCUCCACCCGGAAUAACGUUUGGGAUUAUGUUGCAAAGGUUAGGAAUCAGACCCUUCACCCCUGGAGGUCAGAUGGGCCUGAGAGUCAGGAUUUCCAUGCCAUCAGUGGUCUGAACGGACAAGAGGAAAAUGAAAAACCAGUGAACAUGACGACCAGUAAGUCGAACCUUUGGGACUAUGUUACAAAAGUCAAGAACCAAGCCUUGUACCCGUGGAGAGCAGAGGAAGCAGAACUUCCCAGCGGUCAACCAACAACGUCACAGAGCUCAGAAAAAGGUUCCAGCCAAGAUCCAAGUGAGACAAACAGGAGCCACGUUUUAGGAUACUUCACAGGAAAACUUUCAGAUGUUUUCAAAGAUGCAGAGAGACGAAUUCAGGGCACAAGAGAUUUAAUCCGAAAUGUGGGAGUCGACGAUAUGAAGUAUGCCGUCUCUCAAUACGUCACCAUGAGGUCCAGAGAUUUUCCACUGAUCCAGACACCAAAACAUCCCUCUGUUCUGGAAAACAAAGUCUCCUUGGUGGACCUGUCCAGUACUGCUCAAGGGUUUGGUUUGAAUGCCAUGUCAACGUGGCCGAAGGGCUCUGUGUCCUCGAUCAGAAAUGCCGGUCCAGAGGACUGCCGCCCGGAGGAGUUUUAUCAGAAUCUAAUUGAGUUGCCACCAGUUCUGGCACAGCUUCGUAGUCUCUCAUCCCAGCAGAUCAUUGACAGAACUGAAUCACUGUCUCCUCAAAGACCAGGUAGGAGGAUCCUGAGCAUCUUCUGGCUCAGAGCGGCCAGCUUUGACCAACCCAGUCCAGAACCAGCCUGCCUCCUUCUGUCAGAACUGGACCUGACGGUAGUUUCAGCUAGCCAGGUUGCAUCGGACACCCUCGGUCUCUUCCAUCACUUUGACCUUAUGGAGAUCCGGGAGGUCCAGAUCAGUUUGGCAGGGCAGCAUGUCCGCCUGAUCGGAUCCAGUGAGGACUUGGUUCUGGCGGUCUUCACUCACAACCAGGAGCUCACACAGGACUUCUGCAAGGCGGUGCUGAAGGCUCGCUGUCCGGAGACGUUCUCUGAGGUGAUGGAGAGUCACCCGCUGCUGUCGCAGGACCUCAUGGCUAUGUCUCUGGAUUGGACCUCCCGGGUUCCUGACAUCGUCUCAGACAUCGGUCUGAACCUCACUUCCAGGUUCAAGCGGGUCCUAGCGGACCUGCUCUACAUCGUCCAUGGGAACAUGGACGGCCCCAGCAAACCUUCCCUGGCGGACAUUCGUCCUCUGCUCUACAGCAGCGUCAGGGUGAUGAGCUGCGGCCGGCUGCACCAGGACUCUCUGUUCCAGUUUCUUCUGACCGACACCCACGUUGCUCUCCUGCGGGAGGACGGAGUGUUUCACCCGGCGCCGCGGGGCUCCAGCUGGGUUCCCGUCCAGCCGCAGUUCCAGGGACUGAAGCUGCGGCGGCGUUCAGACAUCCGGUGUCUGCUGGUCAGGAGGAACAAAGCCUGCUUCAACGUCGACGUCGUCUUCACAAAUCACAAUCAACAAACUCCGAAACGGAAGGCGGAGCCAAAGCGGCGCUCCGCCCACGUUCCCUCCUGCGGCGGUCGGAGUGAAUCCUGGAAGUUAAGUUUCGGCUGCUCUGCAGAAGCUCAGAUCCUCAUCAACCAUCUGUGCAUCUGAAGAUGGAGCCAGCAGAGCUCGUCUGCAGCACCGACUGAAACAUCAGACCUAAAACAAGAAAUUUUAAAUGUUUUAAACUUUUUAGUAACUUAUUGAAAUCACAAAGACUGAAUUUAAAUCUGCAAUAAAGAGAAUCUGCUGCUGACUGAAGAUGAAAGUUUGAUUACAAAGGGGGAAUGAUGAUGUCACUUCACAGUUUUUAUUAAUUCACAGCCAAAUACAUGAACGUUGAAUUUUGCACAGCGUGUUUGCAAUAGUUUUGAAACUAAAUAAAGAUUCCAUCCGUUUUAA